CGCCAAUAUCUGCUUACUAUAUAUCCCUAAUUUAAUUAUUUGAUGAGUGACAGCUAUUCAACGCUGAUCGAUGUUUAUAGGCAGUUAACGAGUAAUAAACCUCGUAUGAAAGAGAAUUUUCAGAAACUUGAUACAGAUCGAGAUGAGUGUUUAUCUCAGAGCGAAUUUCGACAGCUCUUGAGCAAAAUGGAUAUUGUUUUAAAUGAUAAAGAUCUGGCAUACAUCUUCAAUCGGAAUGCGUCACAUGGAAGGCUACGAUACGCGGACUUGAGUAGAGAUCUCAAAGAGUAUGCUAAGUCGGAUUUGUCCCAAACUAUGAAUUUGCAAGACACUUCUAUGUCUGAAUAUGGUGCUGACGGAGGGACUCGUUUGCGAACCAUCCGUGAUAUGAACAUUCCAAAGAACUACAGCAUGAACGCGUACACCCACAUCAGCCGUCAAAAUGUUUCGCGUAUUGAGGAUUCCUUCAGCGAGUCUCAAGCGUUUCCCACCUCCGUUUUUCGAUCUGGCCACAUCAUCCAGCCUUCCGAGCGAAGAUCCAACGCCUCCGACACCAGCACCUCCGUUCUAAGCGCACUUCCUAGCUAUAGCUUUCGCACCAACCUGGAGUACAUCCACAAAAACGUGGUCGUUUCUUCGUUGUUCGCGAUCAGCGAAGAGGUUAUUCGGUCGUUCUUUGCGGCAAUGCAGCAAGAACUCAUCAAGGUGGCUUCUCUAAGACACUCCUCCUUCUUUCCGGUCAUGGAUUCCGAUAGUUCGUACAAAUAUGUGCUGAUGAUGGUCUGGAUGCCUCGCUCCUAUAUCAAUGGCACCGUGGAGUCUGUCUUUGGAAAGGAGGCGUGGCGCGAUGUCUGUAAUAAACAUGUCAAUUCCUACGGUUUAAAGUGCGACUGGAUGAUUGACAUUCAUCCUGACUACUGCAUCGAUAAACUCCUUGUAUAUUGCAGAGUUUGUUAA
Molecule: messenger RNA, 957 nt
Organism: Blastocystis hominis
Lineage: Eukaryota; Bigyra; Opalinata; Blastocystidae
Exons: 6
Coding region: 43-957 (304 amino acids)
Molecular function (GO): calcium ion binding
Source: RefSeq, a predicted model, not a curated record